Molecule: messenger RNA, 1913 nt
Organism: Dunckerocampus dactyliophorus (ringed pipefish)
Lineage: Eukaryota; Metazoa; Chordata; Actinopteri; Syngnathiformes; Syngnathidae
Product: lecithin retinol acyltransferase-like
Exons: 2
Coding region: 804-1487 (227 amino acids)
Biological process (GO): retinol metabolic process
Molecular function (GO): phosphatidylcholine-retinol O-acyltransferase activity
Source: RefSeq, a predicted model, not a curated record
GUAUAUAUCGAAACAACCAUUCACACCCACUAACAAUUUAGAGUCGACAAUGAACAUUAUGUGCGUGUUUUUGGAAUCGAGUAAAAUAAGCAGGUUUUUGAACACGUCACUAUUUUUCGCUGUAAGUGUAUUUCUAAAGAUGUUAUUGACAUGAAAAAUUCACCAGGUGUUUGUAGCAACUAUUGUAACCCACACAUCCAACUACAUCAAACCAUAGCUGUCCAUAAAGUUAUGUGUAAUAAUGUGAAAUAAAAUGGAGAAAACAGCUUUGUAACUACUGAUUUACUUCAGCUGGUGUUUUGGUUUUGCAUGCCUUUUUUCACCUUUCUUCCAUGUGUUCAAAACUUUCCUUAUGUGUAAUAAUUAUGUGUAUAUAUACAAGUUAAUUUAUAGACAUCUAUCGUUUUAUGUCAGUGCAUGUGUGGAUUGUAAUAGCCAGCAUCUGAUGAAAAUUUGCUGUAUAUACUGUGUAUAAACAAACAAGCUUGUAUAAACAAUAAUGCAGUAUGUACAAACAUAUUUGUACACAUAUACCACAUACAGUAUGUAUAGACACAUAAUAAAUACUUGUACUAUAAACAUAUAUAACAUAUGUAUAAACAUAUCACAUAUUUACUGUAUAUAUACAUGUAUAACAUGCACUAGCGCAGUGUAAAAGCCAUCCAGCCAACAGACUGAAAUGAUCAGCUCAGCCCCCCAAAAACUUUAUUCAUCCUUCCUUGCGGCUGCGACGUCACGCCUCCCUAAAACCCCCCACCCCCGUUCUCCAGUGUGCUUUUAGGAGUGGAGGAGUGCGGGUCGUCAUGUUGGACACGCUCAUCUUCCUCCUGGAGAAGUUCUUCUUCUUUUUCUUCUCCUUUUUGUCUUCUUCUCCGUGUUCUCGUUACGUCGGCCACGCGCCGCCUCCUCCUCCUCAUGCCGCAGUCCUCAGGCGUGGAGACUUGUUGGAGGUCCCACGCACGCUCUUCACGCACUUCGGCAUCUACUUGGGCAACAACCGCGUGGCGCACCUCAUCCCGGACAUCCUCCCCGCCGUCACGUCGGACGCGCGUCUGCUCCGCCGCAAGGUGACCAACACGCGCCUGCUACUCGGCGUGCUCGCUAAGCGCGCGAGCGUCCGCGUGGACUCCGUGGAAGACUUCGCCUACGGCGCGCGCGUUCUACUCAACACCAUGGACCGCGCCGUGAACCGCCGCGUGCUGCCUGGCGAAGAGGCGGCGCGGCGGGCGGAGUGCCUGCUGGGCAGCGCCCCCUACAGCCUGCUGUGGAACAACUGCGAGCACUUCGUUACGUGGUGCCGCUACGGUGCAGCAAGCAGCCUUCAAACGGAGCAGUUCUGCCAGUGGUUGACGUUGCUGAUCCGAGACCAGAGGAACGUGGCCCUGGCGGCACUGCUGGGCCUCCUCUCCCUUGCAUAUUUGGGCGUUUCCUCCGGCACCACCCUGCCAGCCAUCAUCAUCCCGUUCACGCUUUGGAUGGCCAGCUAGAAGGCCUGGAAGCAGCAGACUGAAAUGGCCUGGUCCACAGGAAGUCACCCCCUGCUUGUAAAUGGCAGAUGUUGUCCUCCAUAGCACACAUAGCUCAUGUAUUGUCGUUCCCAGAAGUGAGUCCAUGGUCACAACAUCGUCUCCUUGCCAUCGCCGCUGGUGUUUUGAUAUGCUGGUGUUUCAUGAGGGCGGAGAAGCCGGGCAACACUGUGAACACAGCUUUUCCAUGGCACUUUCUGUUGGAUUUGGACCAUUGGACUCUCUGGGGUGGUGUGCUGUAGGUUUGAUCGACGAGGAGACAAAGCUGUUGAAAUGAGACAGAUAUGACCAAUAAUAAGCAGAGACAUUCACUUCCUGAUCCUGAGUUCUGUAAAAUGGGUUAUGACAAUUACACAAGCUUUAACGAUGACGUCACGGUUUAGAUAU